CUGGUGGAAGAAAUUCGGUAUUUAGCCGCUGAUCCGUUAACAGUGACGGAGUGGAGUGAACCAUUCGAGGGUGUGGAGUGGACAGAGAAGCAGCAAAAUGCAACAAGUGGGCAGACAGGCCUACACGAAAUGGAGCUCAAAGUGACCCUGCUUUGCAGUUGCUGCAUUCCACGCUUUGAAGACCAGAUAGAGCCAGUCGAGACACAGAAGAGUGUUGUGAAUGUGUCGGGUCAGGAGGGAGUGAGCUGGUCUCAUCCGACAUCGACUCUUCAUUCGGCUUCAGCGCGUCGAUCGGUCGCGCAGCCACCCGCAAACGACUCGAGCUUGGCUCGUCUGGUUCAGCACCCUCACAUAAAAAGUCACCAUCGCGUAACAUCCAAGAGUGACGGUCGCCGAUGCAGCAGGUCGUCUCGAGACCCCUGGAGCCCGCCCACUCAUCACAUUUCGGUCGAUGAGGGGCCGGUCUUAGCCCCAGUCCUUGUGUCCUCGUAG
Protopolystoma xenopodis is the source of this 492-nucleotide messenger RNA. The record is from the annotation of a GenBank genome assembly. Lineage: Eukaryota; Metazoa; Platyhelminthes; Monogenea; Polystomatidea; Polystomatidae.